ACAAAUAAUGAAACAUUGUUAAUAAAGAUCUCUUAAAUGUGGUUUGUAAAGAAUUGUGAGCAACAGUGUGUACAUAUUCUGCGUGUGCAUACACACACACACUCUCUCUUUCUGUUUGUUAAGCUAUUUGUGUCAUCAAAAAGUUGUGACCAAGAUAUGUAGGUAACUAAGAGUUUACAUUGAAAAAUAAACUUGUGAGGGCUCUCUAGCAGACAAAUAUGUAAUAUAUAUAUAUAUAUAUAUGUAAUAUCUGUCAUGAGCUAAUAUCAGCAGGCACACGCUAACACACUAACAGUGAAGAUGAUUAUGCAUAAUAAUGUCUAAUGUAGUUUUGUUUAUUUGGCAUUAUGACAUAGAGGACAAUGAAUCACAACAAAAUAGUGUUAUUGUGUGCAAAAGUAAAUGACUCAAACUCUCAACACCACAGAAUCCAAAGGAACAUGUUGGUGUUUAAGUUCAGCAAGCAAAGAUCAGCACUCUGGAUAGUUCCCCCAAACCUACAAGGUACUGAGAUACUGAGCAACUCUCUUUUUAUCAACUGAGUUGUGUUUAAUCGCUCAAGCCUUCGGAGGUAACUCCAGAAACUACACAAGCAAGCUGCUCCACCCAUACCUGCAUUCAGUAUUUGAUCACAUCUGGUGUUUGGAGAUUAGUCACUCUGCUUGUUGUUUGGCCCUAAUCGUUCAAAACGCUGAGCUCAGUUGUUAAUGCAGAGUAUCGAUCAGUACUGACCUAUGUCUUCACUGUUCUCUCUUCAUCUUCAGUCCUGUCCAUUGAUGUGAUGGCUGUGCUUUGGGGGCUUCCUCUCUCUGUGCUUCUUCUGUCGCUGCACGCUCCGAGUCGAGCAUCUCCUUCCUGCCCUGUGAGCUGUCGCUGCUACAGCCUCACUGUGGAGUGUGGGUCCACCAGCCUGAGGGACGUCCCCAAACACAUUCCUCCAUCCACACAGACCAUCUUCCUCCAGGACAACGUGAUUGAUCAGAUCCGUCGACAGGACCUUAUUCUGCUCCGGCACCUGCACUACUUGUACCUGCAGAACAACACCAUCUCAGCAGUGGAGCCUGGCUCUUUCCAGAACCAGGGUCAGUUGCUGGAGCUGGCUCUGAACGGGAACCGGGUCCACCUGGUGACAGCUGACAUGUUUCAGGGACUCGAACAUCUCCGCAUCCUUUACUUGGCAGGAAACGACAUCACACGCCUACUGGACUACACCUUCCGUGGUUUACAGCGCCUGCAGGAGCUCCAUUUACAGCACAACAGUAUCGAGAUUUUAGCAGACCAAGCUCUAGUUGGUUUGACCUCUCUGGCUCUGCUGGACCUGAGUAGGAACAAUCUUCACACCAUUGGCCCUGCGUCCCUGCGACCUCUGGUCAGCCUACAGGUGCUGCGCAUCACAGACAACCCAUGGCGCUGUGACUGUGCUCUCCACUGGCUGAGGAGCUGGAUUGAUGAGGAGGGCCAGAGGCUGCUCAGCUCUGCAGAACGUCGACUGGUCUGCACCGAGCCACCGCGCCUCUCUCACCUCAGCCUGGUGGAGGUCCCCCUAAACAGCUUGGUGUGUAUCCCUCCACUGGUGCAGCUGGAGCCCAGGAGGCUAGCUGUGCGCCUGGGAGAGAGCCUCAGGGUGUCCUGCCAUGCCUCUGGUUACCCGCGGCCACAGGUGACCUGGAGGAAGGCGUCCCAGGGUAAAGUGGUGCUUUCCCCCAGAGGCCUGGUUCAGGAGCUGGGUGCAGGAGGAGGUGGAAUGAGUGGAGGAGAGGAACCCUCAGAGGAAGGCAGAGUCAGUCUGCAGAAGACUGAAGGCGAGCGCUUUGACCCUGACACUGGCAGUGGCAUGCUGUUUCUGAGUAAUGUGACUGUGGCUCAUGCAGGUUUCUAUGAAUGUGAAGCCUGGAACGCAGGGGGUGUGGCCAGGGUGACUUUUCAGCUCGCCAUCAACUCAUCCACUUCCUCUUCCUCCUCUUCUUCCUCCAUCUGGGCCUCGUGGUCCCAGGUGUCCUCGCCAUACUCACCCUCCUGGCCCAGGCUGAGGAGCCACGGUGCUGCUAUGGGCUCAGAUGUUAGCCGGGAGCCCCUGUACGCACUAGGCAGCAUGGCCUUCAGCGCUCUGGGAGCUGCCACUCAAACUGCUAUAGCUGUAGGCAUCUCCCUGCUGGCUCUGACCGCUCUGCUGCUGGUCGCCAUGAUCUACAGCCGACAUCGCCAAAGAGAGAAGGACACUGAUGGAGCUGAGAAGGAGGAGAGCAUCCUGUACGUGAAUGACUACUCUGAUGGCCCCACCACCUUUGCCCAGCUGGAGGAGUAUCGUGAUGAGCGCGGCCAUGAGAUGUACGUCUUGAACAGGGCCAAGCCUGUGCUGCCUCCAGCUCCACCCACAGCUGUUUCCACCACUAACCUGGGCUGCCCUGUUCCAUCUGACACCUCCAGCCACACCCUCUCCUCUGGGCCUUGCCAGACCAUGAGUCCCACCCUGGCCCCCAACAAAAAGCUGCAACAGCAGCAGGAUGGCGACAUACGGACCAUGAGGAGGAUGGCGGGGGAGGGAGGGGAAGCCAAGCCUGUAAUCACGUCAGAGGCAGAAGGGAUGUUUCUUAAUCAUACAGGCCUGUUCAUGGACUCCCAGAUAGCCUAUGAGAUCCACUGCUGAAGGGGGGAGAUAAUCCACUCCUUACAGAGGCUCUCUGUGUGAAACAUUGGUUUACAGCAAAGCCUGUCACGUUUUAAAGUCAAGCUCACUGCUGGAAUCUACCAGUAACUGGCAUCAGUACCCAUCCGUGUGGAAGGAUUCAAGUCCAAAGUGAUGGGCUCAUACUGGAGGAGGUUCACAUAGCUGGCUCACAGUUGGGCUUGUUAAAACAAUAGCACCAAGGGAAUUCUGAAUGGACAAACUAUGUGAACUUGCCAAAACAACAGCAGUGAGUAGGCUGGUGUGUAACCAUUCAAAUGCCUGACACUUAAAGACACAUUUAACUCAGGUAUGUACUGAGCGGCACACAACUGAACUAUCCUGUACAUGAAUCAAUCAUCAAUGAUGUGCAAAGGUUCACAUAGAACUCUGGAGACUCAAAUUUGGGUGAGUAUAUCAACUGGGGAAGUCAUGGAAUCUUCCAUUUCAUGACCAUGCAGGAGCAGUCGUGUAUUUUAUAACUGUUGUAAAUGUCUGGACAUGUUUUCAUUUAAUCAGACUUUGUAGGUUGUUGAGCAUUUAAAGGCAUUAUAGUGUCCGUGUGACAACAACAGCUGCAUUUUGUAACUAUUUAUCUUAACGUUUGGAAACAUAUUUAUUCAUCAGAGAGGAUCUUAAAUCUGAGUCUUAAUCUCCCAUCAUUAAAGAAGAAUGUUAACACAGUGGUGCUGCUGCAGUGGAAAGUAUUCAGCAAGGUAAACAAGUUAGGAUAUAAUCACUCAACUGAAGCAGAACAAACAGAAAGAAAGAAAUGUCAUUUAAAGAAGAAUACAAGGCGGUUGGUAGGAUGAUUAUAUAGUACGGUGGUUCUGAGGGACAAACACACUGCAAAUAGACACAAACAUGAAGUAGCUGCCGUCUGUUCUUUCAUCAUCAUUCAUUGUGUAACAGAUGGCACGUGAUGCACUUCUGUGCAUCCUGAGAGCUGCUGCUCUUCCUGAGUUUGAUUCCUUUGUGUCCUGUGUUAAAGGUUUUAUCCGAUGUUAGUGUCCAAGAUGUUGUAUGUUGUACAGAUUGAAAAGCCCAUGAGCUAUAUAAAUAAAAUGUAAUUGAAUUUUA
Anarrhichthys ocellatus (wolf-eel) is the source of this 3745-nucleotide messenger RNA. RefSeq names its product leucine-rich repeat-containing protein 24-like. Gene Ontology annotation, molecular function: protein binding. Bases 782 to 2647 code for a protein of 621 amino acids. NCBI's taxonomy places the organism in Eukaryota, Metazoa, Chordata, Actinopteri, Perciformes, Anarhichadidae. The record is from RefSeq and is a predicted model, not a curated record. The transcript is spliced from 7 exons.